ACAAGGGAGUUAAUUGGAUCCUGUCCCUGUUUGUGCCUCUCGUCUCUCAGACUCUGAUACAAAUUCUCUCUAGUUCUGCCCCUUUUCUCGCUCAGUGUCUCACACGUGGCUAUAAACUCUGGGGAGAUUCCCCCCUUUCCCCUCAAAUGAUCAACUCUCUCAUCUCUCCUACUUUCCCCCAUUCUCUCCAUACUUCUCAAAUGUCCAUUGAAAAUCUCCUCCCAUUUCGGGGGGUUUCCCCACCCAUUUUAUCUGCACUAAUUUGUGUUUGUUUAGGUGGGAAAUUGUUGCCCUGAGUCAGGGAUGGGCUGACUCUGGGGUGCGGUCGGAUGGGGUGUCCGUUCUCUGACAGCAACAGGGUGGGGGAAGGGAGGAGCCAGUGUCCCUGUGGAGCCUGCCCAGCCCCUUUGGUUCUGCUCCUUUGCAGCAUUUUGUUCAGAGACUUUAUUACUGGGGAGGCUGAAAAAUCUGUGGGCUUAGUCUGGUGGGGGGGGGGGGUGGUAGGUCUACAAUGGAAUAAAGAGAUCAAGCAUGUUUCCAGCAUGGCAGAAUGUAGGAUGUCUGUCUGCAGGGAAAGGACCUGGAGGAAUUGUGAGGUGAAAUUAACUAAAGCCUGUUCUGAAACCUCCAGAACUGCCCUUCUCAUCGUGCCAGGCUGCAGAACGAUGUCCAUGUUUUGCUCCAGUUCAUCCCGUCCUCCCUUGGGACAGAAAAAAGAAAUGGCUGCAGAGGAGACCGUUCAGGGGCUGGUGACCUUCGAGGAGGUGGCUGUGUAUUUCACCAGGGAAGAGUGGGCUCUGCUGGACCCCACUCAGAGAGCCCUCUACUGGGAUGUCAUGCAGGAGAACUGUGAGAAUGUGACCUCGCUGGGGUUUCCCGUUUCCAAACCUGAUGUGAUCUCCCAGCUGGAACGAGGGGAGGAGCCGUGGGUCCUGGAUCUCCAGGGGUCAGAGGAAGGAGAGAUCCUGAGAGGCGCCUGCGCAGCAGGUGCUGGGAUGGUGAGUGAGAACGAGGAACUGAAUCCUCAGCAGAAAGAAGCUGAGCAAGUGGAAGCACGCGGGGGAUUAUCGCAAGGAUCCCAAGGGAAUGUGUCCAGGCUUCAUGUGCAGAGAAAAGCCUCUGAUUGCCAGCACAGGCCAGAGACGCAGCAGGGAAACCAGCUAGGCGAGAAACUUGGUAAAUCCCUUAAUUGUCAGGAGACUCUAUCAGACGUCAAGGAAAUCAAAGCCCAGCAGAGAACACCCACAGGAGAAAGAAAAAUCACAUGCACCGAGUGUGGGAAACACUUCAGUAGCCGCUCAGACCUUAUGAAACAUGAGCGAAUCCACACAGGAGAGAGGCCCUAUGGAUGUGGGGUGUGCGGGAAAACUUUCAUCCAGAGCUCCCACCUUGUUCGGCAUCAGAGGAUCCACUCAGGGGAGAGACCCCAUGAGUGCGGCAAGUGUGGGAAACAGUUCACUCUGAGCUCCGCCCUCACUAGACACCAGAGGAUCCACACGGGAGAGCGACCCUAUGAAUGCAGCGAGUGCGGGAAAACCUUCACUGACAGCUCCGCCCUUAUUAAUCACCAGAGGGCCCACACGGGAGAGCGACCCUACACAUGUAGUGAGUGCGGGAAACAGUUCACUCGGAGCUCAGGUCUUAUUAUACAUCAGAGGAUCCACACAGGAGAGAGGCCCUAUGAGUGCUGCGAGUGCGGGAAAAGCUUCACUGUCAACUCAGACCUAAUUAAUCAUCAGAGAAUCCACACAGGAGAGAGGCCCCAUGAAUGCAGUGAGUGCAGGAAAAGCUUCACUCAGAGCUCAGCCCUUAUUAGACAUCAGAGGAUCCACACAGGGGAGCGACCGUAUAAAUGUUGUGAGUGCGGGAAAAGCUUCACUGUCAAGUCAGAUCUUCUUGGACAUCAGAGAAUCCACACGGGAAAGAUCCCCUAUAAAUGCUCUGAGUGUGGGAAAACUUUCACUCAGAGAUCAGCCCUUAUUACACAUCAGAGGGUCCACACAGGAGUGCGGCCCUAUGAAUGCCGAGAAUGCGGGAAAAAAUUCACUGUCAAGUCAGACCUUAAUAGACAUCAGAGAGUCCACACAGGAGAGCGCCCCUAUGAGUGCUGUGAGUGCGGGAGACAGUUCAGUCAGAAAUCAAACCUUAGCGCCCAUCAGACAAGCCACACAGGAGAAACCCCUUAUCAGUGCUGUGAGUGCGGGAAAGGCUUCAGUGUGAGCUCAGCCCUUAUAAUCCAUCAGAGAAUUCACACGGGAGAGAGACCCUAUCGAUGCUCGGUGUGCAGGAAAAGUUUCCUCCGCAGCUCACACCUGAAUAGACAUCAGCGGAUCCACACGGGAGAGCGCCACUACAAAUGCUGUGAGUGCGGGAAACAGUUCAGUGAGAAAUCAAACCUUAUUACGCAUCAGACGAGCCACACAAGAGAGAGACCCUACAAGUGCUGUGAGUGCGGGAAAAGCUUCACGCGGAGCUCUACCCUUAUUAGACAUCAAAGAAUCCAUACAGGAGACAGACCCUAUGAGUGCUUUGAGUGCGGGAAAAGCUUCACGCGGAGCUCUACCCUUACUAGACAUCAGAGGAUCCACACAGGAGAAAGACCGUACGAAUGCUGUGAGUGCGGGAAGAAGUUCACUCAGAGCUCAGUCCUUAUCAUUCAUCAGAGAAUGCACACAGGAGAGCGACCCUACACAUGUGGUGAGUGUGGGCAAACGUUCGCUCAGAGCUCAGCCCUAUUUAAACAUGAGAAGAUCCACACAGGAGAGCGCCCCUAUGAAUGCUCUGAGUGCGGGAAACAAUUCAUUGAGAAAUCAAAAUUUAUCAGACAUCAGACAAGCCACACGGGAGAGAGACCCUAUGAAUGUUGUGAGUGCGGGAAACAGUUCAGUGAGAAAUCAAACCUUACUAAACAUCAGACAAGCCACACAGACGUGAGACCCUACGAGUGCUGCGAGUGCGAGAAAAGCUUCUCUCGGAGCUCAUCCCUUAUUAGACAUCAGAGGAUCCACACAGGAGAGAGACCGUAUAAAUGCUGUGAGUGCGGGAAAAGCUUUGCUUUCAAAUCAGAUGUUAAUAAACAUCAGAGGGUCCACACGGGAGAGCGCCCCUAUGAGUGCUGUGAGUGCGGGAGACAGUUCAGUCAGAAAUCAAACCUUAGUGCACAUCAGAGAGGCCACACACAGCAGAGUCCCUUUGAGUGCUGUGAGUGUGGGAAAAAGUUCACUCAGAGCUCAGGCCUUAUUAAUCACCAGAGAAUCCACAGAGGAGAGCGCCCCUAUACAUGCUCUGAGUCGGGGAAACAGUUCAGUGAGAAAUCAAACGUUAUUAAACAUCAGACAGGCCACACAGGAGAGAGACCCUAUGAGUGCUGCGAGUGCGGGAAAAGGUUCACUCAGCACUCAGGUCUUAUUAAUCACCAGAGAAUCCACACAGGAGAGCGACCCUACACAUGCUGUGAGUGUGGGAAAAAGUUCACUCAGAGCUCAGGCCUUAUUAAACAUCGGAGGAUCCACACAGGAGAGAAACCCUAUGAGUGCUGUGAGUGCGGGAAACACUUCACUGAGAGCUCAUCUCUUAUUAGACAUCAGGGGAUCCACACGGGAGAGAGACCAUAUGAAUGCUGUGAGUGUGGGAAAAGCUUCACUUUUAAAUCGGACCUUAUUAAUCAUCAGAGAAUGCACACAGGAGAGCGACCCUACACAUGCUGUGAGUGUGGGCAAACGUUCACUCAGAGCUCAAGUCUUAUUACUCAUCAGAGGAUCCACACAUGAGAGCAGCCUGUGAAUGCAGGAAAAGUUUCAUCCGGAGCUCACACCUUAAUAGACAUCAGCGAUUUCACAGGAUAGAGACACGCCACAAACACUUUGUGCAGGGCAGAGAGAAGAUUGUUUUAAAGGCUUUUGCCAAUUCCCAUAUAGUGACUAUGUAGGGCUGUUUGCACCAUUUGCAUCACCCUGUUCUCUCUGCUCCCCCAGGUGAGUUGCCCUCUUUUCCUUUGCAGGUCGCCCUUCUCUGGGGUGAAUCUCGUGGUCCUUUCUACCAACUCCCUUCUCCUGCGAGUCAUGAUGGGAGUGUGUCUCUCCUGCCGGGAGUGUCCAUCAGCCCCAGGGGUGGGAAAUAGGGGUGACCUCAAGUAGCUAAACUGAGCGAAAAUCGACCUGGGCUUUGUCUCCUCUAGGAUUUUCCAUGGAGUCAGCCUGCUGGAGGUAGCUAUCCUAAUGUAAACACCCCGCUAGAUGUGCCGUGCUGACAUAGCCCAGCACAGGGGUGGGGUUACCUAGCACCUUCCCCUUUGACCUGUCCUAAUCAACACCAAUUUUCAUACUCGAGACAAGCCCCGAGCGGCACAUUUAGACUGUCACUGCACUAGCAGAGCGAUUGUUAGAGUCACCACGUUCCCCCUUUGGUGACAGAUUGUCUCAUUCCCAGUUGUUCUCAUGCUGGUCCAGGUUGUGCUGGGCAGUGGUUUGUUUUUUUUCCCAUUUUCGUCAUUUAAAAUCUAUUUCAAUAUAACAAAGAGGAGGAGCAGGACUGGGACAAAUGUAUCAUUUCAGCCUCUGCAACACUGGAAGGAAAUGGGGUGAGUCGGUGGGAUUACCUCCUUCCUCGUCGCCGUCACUAGGCCCGCUCCCUCCAGCACAGGAGGCUGGUGUGUCUGUCCCCAGUCCUUCCCUUCCCGAGCAGACUGAGACUGCAGGGGAGUCAUUGAGCCAAGCAGAACCUAGUGGAAAAGACUGUGUUGCAAACAGUAACCUGGUACAGACCCCUCAGUCCCUCAUGCAAGAUACUGAGCCACAAUGGAGUUUAUCCAUCUCUGUUCUACCCCUCCACCUCCCACAGAGUCUCUGCACUUCAUAGCAAAUUGAUCCUAAAUCCGACUCGUUAGGGCUGGAGAUGAAGGUGUCCCAGACGUGGAUGGGGCAUUUCCAUGGAUCCCAAACACAGUGUGAUCAUUCCGAGUUUAAAUCCCAGUUUCUGUCUAUUGACAGAGUCACUGCUGGACAUUUUCCUGCUGAGCUUGGAUCAUUUGCACAUGAGAAACUCGGCAGUUUCCCUCAAUUACGACAAUGCUAAUUAUUGUUGUUGUCAAUAACAUGACUCCAUAAUAAUGUGGAGUGAAGCCAGUUUGAAUGGAUCAGAGGAGAAAGUGAUGGGGGAAUCUGCUCUCCUGAUGUUUGAUUCAUCCGAUGGAACCUGCUCUGGAAUUUAAUUUUAUAUGAAAUUGAAAGUGACUUAUACAGAGCUAGCUGAGUGAUGUUAAGAAUAGUUUAGGUUUAUUUAUGUUAUUAAUAGUUUAGUGAGCUGUGUUCUUCAUUUUAUUUGUUUUAUACAUUUCAUUAAAAUGAACAAAGAGAUAGUGAGUCAUGUCUUUCAAUAAGCUACAUGGGUCAGAACCGUGGAGCAUCUGGGUGGAGAUCAGCCAGUCCAAGUCGGAGCCUUAUCAGCUCCCUCUGUGUUAACCCUUCGGUUCUCACAUGAGAGCAGCUUUGGGGGGAGGGGAGUGGGAACCCAUCUCAGCUCCCACUGCAUCCUAGGGGGCUCAGGGCAUCACAAGGCAAAAUGAGCUCCCCACACAGGCUUUUAAGAGUAGGGAUUUGGGAGGGGAGAGGUGGGCUGGGGCAGUGUCUGCCUCAUGAAGGAUUGGUGGAAUGGGGGUUUAUCUAUAAGUACAGAUGGAUUGGUUGUGGAUUUCUCUGCUUUCACUUUAAUGGUCAGGGCCAGUCACCACUGCCAUCUGGCUUGCCCUGGCUUGGGGUUGUGUCUGCUCAGGCCUAGCUGAAGUUGAGGGUCUAGUUUGAAGGGUUGUACAUGGACGUGAAGAGAUUGUGCCUUUCAGCCACUGUGGCGUUGGUAGAGUGAAGAUGUUUGUGUUUUGGGGGAACAUUGGGGAAUGACUGAAAGAGGGCAGAGUUAAGGUUGUGUGGGCAACCUUAACUUUGAAUUUCCUAGUUUUCAGUCAUGUGAGUUUUGUAGAAGCUGAGGUUCUGAAGGCAGACAACAUUCCACUGGGUAACCUUAACUCUGCAUUAAUGAGUUUUUUUGCCCUUUAAUUACUCUUAGGGGA
Molecule: messenger RNA, 6064 nt
Organism: Mauremys mutica (yellowpond turtle)
Lineage: Eukaryota; Metazoa; Chordata; Testudines; Geoemydidae
Product: zinc finger protein 850-like
Exons: 5
Coding region: 330-3770 (1146 amino acids)
Biological process (GO): regulation of transcription by RNA polymerase II
Molecular function (GO): DNA-binding transcription factor activity, RNA polymerase II-specific; RNA polymerase II cis-regulatory region sequence-specific DNA binding
Source: RefSeq, a predicted model, not a curated record